Messenger RNA from Cuscuta campestris, 1948 nucleotides. Lineage: Eukaryota; Viridiplantae; Streptophyta; Magnoliopsida; Solanales; Convolvulaceae. The record is from the annotation of a GenBank genome assembly.
GUUUCUUUUCCCAAGGAGGAUAUUCUUCUUCUCGGCAACCGCUUCAAGUUGGGGGUCAUUGGGAGCUUAUAGCGCAGGCCUCCUUUUCCGACGAUGGAAGCAUUCCUAAACAGGCUCGGUCUCAUAGGCAAGUUCUCCUUAUCCAUUCUCUCCACUAGGAAAUUCUUGAUCAACUUUGAUGCUAAGGAAGACUACCUUCGCGUCCUAUGUCGUAAGACAUGGGAUAUACAUGGCCGGUUGAUGAGAGUCACUAAAUGGAGCCCUGGCCUUUCGCCGGAGAUUGACAAUCCUAUUGUUCCGGUGUGGAUUUCCAUACCAGACCUGCCUAUACAUCUUCAUGAUAUGAGGGCUCUCAAACUUAUCCUCUCCCAUCUUGGCAACCCCAUUAUGGUGGAUCUCAACACCAAAAAUUUCUCUCGUCCUACUCUUGCCAGGGUCUGUGUGAAGAUGGAUGUCUCUAACCUUCCGGUUCCUAAGGUCCUUAUCAUUCAUGGUCAAGAGGAAUUGAUCUUCCCAAUCUUUUUUGAAAAUCAACCGGAAUAUUGCAAGAAGUGCCGGAAACUGGGGCACAACGCCAGCAAGUGUGGUGGGGUCAAGGUUGUACUCGCUACUUUGAGCUCUGAAACGAGACAUGGGGAAGGGGACAACUCUGUCCAGCUGGUGAACAAAGGCCAGAGAGAAGGGAAAGAGCACGUGAAGGAGGAUUCCUGGCAUAUAGUCCACUCCAAAAAAGAAAUAUCCAAGAAAGGCAGUCACUGGCGCGUGAAAAACCCUAAUGUCAUGCAGGAACAUGAACAAACUUCUAAUUGGAAAGGUGGCCCAGGUGAAUCAUCUCUCUCUGCUGGGACUCACUCCCACGUGGUUAUGGAUGGUAUCAACCUAAAUGACAAUCCCAAGGUGGUUUUCAAAGGCUCCACUUACGCCAUUAACGAUCCAAACUUCCUUAGCACGAAUACCAUGCGUCACCUUUUCCAGUACACCACACCCUCACCUAUCCUGGAGAAAGUCCCACUUAAUGAAGAGAUUUCCCUGGUGCCUUACAUGGGCUUUCGUGAUGAUCAUGGGCUCUCCCUCGCUCAGCAUGACAUUGGUGGUGAUACGUGCAUGUUCUCUGAUGGUGAUAGUGCUGAUAGUGACCUCGAAGAGAUUGACAUGCAGGUCCUCUCACCUCUUCCUAAGGGAAUGGAUGCUAUCCUGGAUACUCCCUUCCCCAAGUCCACUUCCAAGGCUCUUAAGGAAGAGCCUCAAAUCACAUCGUGUCUUUUCCUUCAUGUGCCUACUCAAAAACAAAUUUGGAUCUCCUCAGUUUAUGGGAAACACACUAGAGCGAAUAGACUUGACCUCUGGGAAUCUCUUAGAGCCCACAAAACCUCUGUUACCGCUUGGCUUGUGGGAGGGGACUUCAAUGCAAUCACCUCCUAUGAAAAACACAAAGGUAAAAGUACUCUUUGCCACAUGAGCAUGGAUGACUUCAUCGAAGCACUGGAUUUUUGUGAACUUUCCUCUCCUCAAGUUUCUGGGGGAGCAUUCACUUGGUUUGGUAAUAGAUCAAGAGGUAGAGUUUUCAAAAGACUUGAUAGAGUUCUCAACAAUGAGAAACUCUUUGAUCUCUUCAGUGAAGUGUCUGUUAGGCAUAAAGGAAGAGGCCUCUCAGACCAUAAAGCUCUUUUGGUGCUUCUUAAUAAUCCUAUGCCUUCUUGUCCCAAGCCUUUCAGGAAUGUGAAUUGAAAUAGGGUAGUAGGUAUGUAGGAUAAAUUUAAUUAAGUUGGAAUAUUAAAUUUAAUUAAUUAAAAUGUUAAGUUGCUAGUAAUUGUUGUAAUGUUAUAAUUAAUUUAUCUGGCCAAUUUAUUAAUUAAUUAUUGAAAAAUUAUAAUAUCCAUUUGUCUAUGAAUGUGAAAAAUAAUUUAGUCAACCAAUACUAGCACAUUAAUGAAACUUAGAGAUAAGA